Molecule: messenger RNA, 1506 nt
Organism: Priceomyces carsonii
Lineage: Eukaryota; Fungi; Ascomycota; Pichiomycetes; Serinales; Debaryomycetaceae
Gene: UTP15
Product: snoRNA-binding rRNA-processing protein
Exons: 1
Coding region: 1-1506 (501 amino acids)
Biological process (GO): rRNA processing; positive regulation of transcription by RNA polymerase I
Cellular component (GO): nucleolus
Molecular function (GO): protein binding
Source: RefSeq, a predicted model, not a curated record
AUGUCGUCAAGCAAGCAAAGAGUGCAACAGGCUAGGAACCCCACGCUACCUUCAAAGACGACACCUGAGCAAAGGUACUGGAGAGAUUAUACUAAUCCACAACUUAUAAAAGAAAAUCAUCCCAUUACACAUAUUCAUUUUAAUCCUGUGGUUCCACAUGAUUUUGCUGUUACAUCGUCCACAAGAAUCCAAAUCUUUUCAUCAAAGACAAGACAAGUAACAAAGACCCUUUCGAGAUUCAAAGAUACAGUUUAUACAGGCGAAUUUAGAUAUGAUGGUAAAUUACUUGUUGCAGCAGAUGCUACUGGUUUAGUUUCAAUUUUCGACAGCUAUCAACCUAGAAGCUUUCUAGUCGGCUUGAACCCUUCGACGCAUCCAUCCCAUGUUGCAAAAUUUCAUCCAACUAUUGGAAAUCAAUUAAUUACGGGUUCAGACGAUAGAAACUUAAGAAUGUACGACAUUUCACAAACUACCAAAGGUCCUAUAGUUGAAUUUGAUGAAAGCUAUCACACAGAUUAUAUAAGAAGUGCAAGCUUUAUCCCAGGUAAUCCCAAUCUUGUAUCUACCGGAUGCUAUGAUGGUAUAGUGAGGGUAUUUGAUUUCAGACAAAAACAAAUGAUUGCUCAAUUUGACCAAGAAAAUCCGGUUGAAGAUGUUUUGGCAAUAUCUCCUACAACUCUAGUAAGCGUAGGAGGUCCAAAAGUUAAGAUUUGGGAUUUGUCUAGAGGUGCAGAAAUUCAUGAGCUUAAUAAUUUUACUAAAACUGUAACCACUUUGCAUAAUAGCGGUGACAGAGGUCUUUUGGUUGGCUCCUUAGAUGGCCACGUUAAAGUAUUUGAUUAUUCAACCUCAAAUUGGGAUGUCAAAUUUGGAUGGAGAUUUGGUAGUGGUGGCGUCUUAAGUUGUGCCGUUUCACCAUUGCCGUCACAUCAGCAUUUCGUAACUGGUCUAACUUCUGGAUUGAUAUCAAUAAGGACAAGGAAAACAGGUUCAAAAGUUGAACAGGGUAUUAAACAGAUGAAAUCAAAUGCCUUCAGUAGAAUGAUGAGAGGAUCAGAUUAUUUGGGAGAGGAAGAGCAUAAUGUAGUAUUUUCGUCGACUACACAAACAAAAAAAUUAAAACAGUAUGAGAAGCAUUUGAAUGCAUUUAGAUGGGCAGAUGCGUUGGAUAGUGCAUUUGCUACAGGUCUUCCGAAGGAGCUGACUCUUACAGUUCUAAAUGAAUUAAAAGCUAGAGGAAAAGUUAGAAUAUCAUUAUAUGGUCGUGAUGAAAUCUCUUUAGCUCCAAUAUUACAGUGGCUUACAAAGAACUUAGAGGACGUGAGGUCUUUUAACUUAAUAUGCGAUUUCUUGGGUGCUAUACUUGAAAUGUAUGGCUAUUUGAUCGACAAGAGUGUUGUUCUUGAAGAAUGCUAUGAAAAACUUAAAACCAGGAUAAACAAUGAAGUAAGAAAAUGUAAGGAGGCUAAUGAGAUUAGUGGUAUGCUAGAGCUUUUGACUUUAUGA